Molecule: messenger RNA, 465 nt
Organism: Botrytis sinoallii
Lineage: Eukaryota; Fungi; Ascomycota; Leotiomycetes; Helotiales; Sclerotiniaceae
Exons: 1
Coding region: 1-465 (154 amino acids)
Source: RefSeq, a predicted model, not a curated record
AUGUCUUUCGAUAUGGAAUGGUCUCCAGAUUUCUGCCUCGCCUGUGACAGGCAAACAGAUGGCAGUGUUUACUGUUCAGAAGCUUGCCGUUUGGCAGAAUACGAAAAGGCUUCCUCCAGCGACAGCUCAGCACCCUCCUCACCAUCGUCACUUCAUGGAGCUGCUUGGCCCACAAAGUCGAAUGGUUUCUACAUGGAGCCAGCAUACAACUUCAGCAAUGCACAACCAUACGGUACAACCCCCUCUAGUACUGCAUCCUUCUACCAACCUUCGAGAUCAUCUCCAGCUGCGAAGUCUACCUUGACUCCUUCGAGCUCGCAAUCUAGUCUUUUCUCCAUGCAAAGCACUUCCUCGACCUCGUCAGAACCAGCACAGUUAUCGGCGGAAUCAAAACGGGCAUUGAGGGCAUAUGCUAGCUCAUUCGAUCAAUCUCGCAACAACAGACGACAAUCCGGUAGCCAUUAA